UACAACUUGUCAUCUUACUUAAAAAUCAUAUUAAUUUAUGCAUUGAUGGAAUUAAGAGUUUUAAUAUGUCACACUUUCAAUUUCUAUUUCCAUUAGAAAGAUUAGAAAGAUCCAUUAGAGAUCCAUUAGAAAAUACAAUCAGACUUAACAAGUGUUUUUAUGUGACUAUAAAACUAUAAUAUUUAUUUUUGAAACGUGACCUGGAAGUGAUCGUUUCAAAGAAGACGUGACUGUCGGGUAUUUACAGGUACAGAAGGACUGAAACAUUCAGAGUUUAACAGUAAUAAACGCGUCAGUGUUUUGUUUCCUGACUCUGUGAAAUGUCCAGACUCCAGAGUCUGAAGGUCUUCGUCAACCAGCGGCUGACCGCGGCUGUGGAGGAGAUCUUCGGACACUUUGAGAAAACAAUAACCGAGUAUGAAGAGGAGAUCACCCGCCGCCAUCGCGAGAUGCUGGAUGUGGUUCAGACACCUGAGAUAAAGCAGAGAGACGUCCAGCAACUGUUGGUGUGUAAAGAAGAGCAGCAGGAGUGGAGCUCCAGUCUGGACCAGGAGGACCAGGAGGACCAGACUCAGCUCCUACACAUUAAAGAGGAACAGGAGGAACUCUGGACCAGUCAGGAGGGAGAGCAGCUUCAAGGACAAUUCCACAAUGUGUGUGUCUGUGUUUCAGCAUGUCCUGCAGACGUCCAGCAGCUUCUGAUCAGGACCGAGGAGCUUCCCCCUGAGCAGCAGGAGUGGAUCUCCAGUCUGGACCAGGAGGACCAGGAGGACCCAGAGCCCCCUCACAUUAAAGAGGAACAGGAGGAACUCUGGACCAGUCAGGAGGGAGAGCAGCUUCAAGGACUGGAGGAGGCUGAUAUCACCAAGUUCACAUUCACUCCUGUCCCUGUGAAGAGUGAAGAUGAUGAUGAAGAAGAGAAACCUCAGUCCUCACAGCUUCAUCAGAGUCAGACUGAGGAGAACAGAGAGGCAGAGCCUCCAGCCAGCAGCUCAGCUGAACACAUGGAGACAGAGGCUGAUGGAGAGGACGGUGGAGGACCAGGACCAGACAGGAACUCAGAUCCACAUAGACAUUUAGAACCAGGUACUGGUGACAAGGCUUCAGACUCCUGUGAACCAAAGGAGACCAGGGAACUUCAGUCAGGAAUAAAUAAUGAUGUUCCUGUAAGUAAUAUGGGAUGCAAUAUUGGCAAAUUAUAUAGAUGCUCUGAAUGUGAAAAAAGCUUUGGCUCCUUGGCAUAUCUGAAAUUACACAUGAGAUGUCAUACAGGAGAAAAACCUUACAGGUGUCCAGUUUGUAGGAAAUGCUUUUCAUGGAGUGGACGUUUACAGAAGCACCUGAGGAUCCACACAGGGGAGAAACCGUUCAGCUGCCCAGAGUGUGGGAAAGGUUUUGGUGAAAGUGGAAAUCUGAAGGUGCACAUGAGAAUUCAUACAGGAGAGAAACCAUAUAUUUGCUCUGCUUGUGGUAAAAGAUACAGACAAAAAGGAAGUUUGACUAAACAUCUGGAAGCCCAUAGAAAGAAGAAAUGAAAUAAAUAAACUUUUUUGAAACCUGAAAAACUGCACUGGUGGUAGUUUUUAUAGUACACUCUGCAGAAAGCAAUGCACAUCAAACCCACCACUCCUUAUGUGUAGAAACAAAAUACAAGCGUCCAUGGUUCCUUGGAUGAGUAUGCAACUUCCCCUUCAGACAUUUCGAUUUACCCAUUUUCUGCCAUUCAACUAAAAACACUAAAAGCUGGGCUGUGUUGGAAAACACGGGAGUAUUUUAGUGGCAGCCCUGAUAAACGCUGGUCUAGUUCUGUAAAUACUGAGGAAAAGAGCUUCAGUGCUUUUUACUAUUACCUGCUUUAGCAUAAGAUACACUGGACUUCCCUCUACAAAAGGAAAGAAGUCUGUCCCACAGUUCUGUGUCAUAAACGAUCAACGUGACCCCACAAGGGACACAGAUCAUCAUAUCACUUACUGUUGCUUAUUAAGCCUUUCCCUUCUGAUGCCUGAUGCUGAUAAUUGUUUUUAAUUUUCAUCCAAAUGUUAAACCCACAGGUGAACGUAGACCCACGUCAGUAACAUCCGAUGUUGCAUCAUUACGUAGCCCAGUGUCAGUACUCUGAGCACUGUGGUUGUCUUUUCCUAAAUCCGUAUGAUAUGAACUCUCCUUCACAUCUUUCCUUUACCUAAUUUUCCAUGAAGUGGUUAGGAAAGGGGAUAGGACCUAAUGUCGCAGCCUCGUCUUUGAAGCAAUCUCCUCCAAGUCUUGUAAGGUUACAGACUGUUUGCCACUUUUGUUUUUCACAGUUUUGAUAAUCCUGACUCUGUCUUUACUAUUGUGCUGAUUCCACAAUAGAAAUCAGUAUGAAAGACAUUUCAUUACAAAUUAAAUGGAUACAUUUUCAACACUGUUGUGACUUUUGUUCUGAGAGAAAUCCUCCAAUUAUUUAUUUAUGUAUUUAUAGAAUUAUAUAUAUAUUAUAUAUUAUAUAGAAUGUAAUGUGUGAUUUUUCUGUCCCUGUAUUUACCAGCUCUGGUCCUGGUCCUCCUGCUGGUCCACAUCUCAAGUGUGUUCUGUUUCUAGGUCGUAGGUUUUGUGUGGGACUGUGUGUGUGGCCCUUUUUGUCUUGUUUGUCACCUUCCAGCGUUCCUCGAGGGCAGCCCGGCAUCACGGCCGCCUUGCUGCAGACUGGUCUGUCCUCUGGUGUCAACAGGAGUAACCACGUAAACAUCCCCAGAGGAGGAUGUUUAGGAUUAACAAGUAACUAUUUGACUUUUUUUUUUUUAAGUCUGAAAUUUAAAACUUUUGUAAAUAAGAAAAUUGAGACACAGCUUUCACAUUAUGCUAACGUGCUUUCUGCAUCACUCAGAAUACAUGAAGUGAACUGUUUUAGGCUGUGGUGCAGUGCAAAGUCACUGAUAAUUACUUAAGUUAAAAUAAACUAUGACUUUAAUUAUCAAUCAUUUUAAUGUUUUCAAAAGUGAAACUUUAUAUUCUGGGUGUACAAGGAUAAAAUCAAGAGGCCAGGUUGCAGGUAUUUUAAUGGGAUGUGCAGUUGUGAUUCUCUGGAUGUGUAUCACUGUGACAUCAUAACU
This is a messenger RNA of Seriola aureovittata, 3092 nucleotides long. RefSeq names its product zinc finger and SCAN domain-containing protein 2-like. The transcript has 2 exons. The record is from RefSeq and is a predicted model, not a curated record. The coding region runs from base 321 to 1535 and encodes 404 amino acids. Gene Ontology annotation, molecular function: DNA-binding transcription factor activity, RNA polymerase II-specific; RNA polymerase II cis-regulatory region sequence-specific DNA binding. NCBI's taxonomy places the organism in Eukaryota, Metazoa, Chordata, Actinopteri, Carangiformes, Carangidae. Gene Ontology annotation, biological process: regulation of transcription by RNA polymerase II.